AUCAUUUAAAAUGGUGCGGCGCAAUAUCAUAAUUUCAUUUUCUUGCAAAUUAAGUUAAUGACAGAGUAUAUAAGGUGGGAUUGAUCGAUUUUGAAUCAUUUUGCCAGAAUUGUGAAGAAUAUGAAGUUGUGAUAUAAGAUGCUGGAAUGUGUGAAGAAACAUUUUAGUGAUGAGAAAAAAAAAAAUUGCGAGGAGAACUUAAAGAUUUAGAGCCGACAGACCUUUGGGAACUUGAAAAGUUGAAGGUUGCAAGCUGUUGAACAAUAAUGGAAGUAGGAUUUUCUGUAGAGUGUUUUGUACCACACUUAGAUGGUGCAAUUUGAAUAUAAAUUAGUCACAAUUUGUAGCAAAAGAUUAUGUGGUUUGUGAUGUAAAUUAGUUUGAUUUGUAAAAUGAAAUGUGAUGGAAACAGAGUGUGGUUUGCCACUUUUUCAAUUUGGUUUGGAGGUUGGUUUGCAUAAUUUGUAAUAAUGAUUUGUAUACUUUAUAACAUUAGUUUGUAUAUUUUUUAUGAUAGGAUUUUUGUACUUAUAUAGUUUGGUUUGUAAGCUUUUUUUUUUUUUAACAACUUGGUUUGUAAGCUUUAUGCUGUCAUAUUUUUCCACCUUAUAGUAUCAUUUUGUAUACUUUUACUAUUUAUUUUGUACGUUAUAUAUUCCUAGCUUAUAUCUUUAUAAAGAUUCAAACGUUAUUUUGUAGGUUUUUCUAAAUGGUUUUUAAUUAUUAGAAAUAUUUUAGAAGCAUCCAUUAAAAUUGCCUUCUUAUUUAUUAGAUGAUAAAAAUUACCAAAAUCAUAGAAAAGAGAAAGACUCAAAGAAAGGUAGAGAAGGGAGAAAGAAAAAAAAAGAAAAUUUAAAUAACUUUUCAUAAUGACAAAAACAUUGAAUAAAAAAAAUAUUCUCUUAUCUCACCAAAAAAAAAUUCUAUUAUUUAUAUUUUUCGGUAUAUAAACCUUUAAUCGAAGAGGAGUUUGGUCACUUAGACCAUGGAACCCUUAGUUAUGUGAUAUUCACUCAUUUAGUGAUAUCCGUUUUAAUUGCAUUCUAAAAUUCUAGGAAUAUAAGAAAUGUUUAUACAACAAAUUUUUUUUGUAAAAAAGUAUAUUUUGGUUCUGCAGGGAGGAAAAUUUAAUUGGUGAAUGCAUCGUAGUCACGGAAAACAUACAAGAAUUUAUGUACAAUCGUUAUAACAAAAAUGCAUUUACGCCAUAAACAGAAAAAAACAACUAUACAAUGAAUCACGAGGAAUAUGCAUGCACCUAAUCUGUUCCGGUUUUGUGUUCUUUUUUCUUGGUUGCUGCUUGUUCAUAAACAUUGAAAAAAACAAAAUUAGUAUUUGCUUCCAGUUGAAACAAAAUCACAGCUUACCAGCAUUAACAACAUAACCUUACAACAAGGAUACAACGAACUUCUCCAAAACUGAUUCCAAGUUUCCCAUAAAUCCAUCAUCCUAUAUAUACAGAGGAUUUCGUCCUCCCUGCCACAUUCAAUCAGUAAAGAAAAUCAAUCAACCAUCUGCAUAAAAACAACCUCUCAAAUCCCUUUCCUAGCUGCAAAAACCACAACAAAAAUGGGGUUCUCAAUUACACCUUUGAUCAUCCCACAAGCCAUCUUCACAACAAUCAUCAUGCUGCAGUUUCCACUGCUAAUGAACGCUAGACAGUUGUCGUCAUCAUCAUCGAUAGCGAUGGCACCUGCUUUCGCGCCUGCCCCAAGCCCGGCUGCUGCUGCUGCGACAAACUUGAUCGGAGAAGUCUGCAGGAAAAGCAAUAUCGACGUGACAAAGUGCAUCGAGACUCUGCACUCCAUCCCUGAUGCAGCAUCAGCCUACGACGACAUCCAAGCUCUGGCCGAGCUGGUCAUGCAGGCCGCUAAGGAAGAGUCGAAGGCCUUGGGCACAAUGUUCAGCGCGAUUCAGAGCAGCAAAGACGCGAACCCAAAGUUGAAGCCGUCGCUGGAGUUGUGUGCUUUCGAUUACAGUGACGCGGCUAUCUUCUUCACGCCCAGAGGGUUGGGGGACGUGACGAAGAGUUUGGAAGUGCAUUCCGCUUUGGACGACUCCCAGAACUGCGACAGCGAGCUGGCGAAGAUCAGGAAUGCUGGUGUGGUUGAUGACUCGAUUUCGGCUGCCAUACAGAAGUGGAGGGAUCUGUAUGCAGUGGCCAAUGGAGUCAUACUGUAUGCUGAAGAUGCGUUCAAAGGCAGAGCUGUGGAUGACCAAGGAGAUGACGAUUACAGCCCAGAUUACUGACCUUCCCAUUAUCUAUCAUUGUUGUAUUUGCGGAAUUGUUUGAUGUAAUAUGAAAUGUUAUCAUGGAAGAGAAAAGCUUGAUAUAUUAGAGCUAAAAGAUGAAUCAAGCUGCCGUUGUAUGUGAACAUGAAAGAACAGGCACUUCAUACAUUUCUAUGAACAGGCUAUUAACUAUGGGACUAGAUUUCCUUCCAUUCCAAAGCAAAUUUCUAUAAGAAACUACAAGAUUAGCCAAGAAAAAAAAAACCUCAGA
Molecule: messenger RNA, 2503 nt
Organism: Linum trigynum
Lineage: Eukaryota; Viridiplantae; Streptophyta; Magnoliopsida; Malpighiales; Linaceae
Source: the annotation of a GenBank genome assembly